UCUCUCAGAAUGGCGGCCGGCAGCGGCUCCAAGGCUGCUGCCGAAUUCAUUGUCGGUGGGAAAUACCAACUGUUACGGAAGAUCGGGUCCGGCUCCUUCGGGGACAUUUAUCUGGCGAUGAACAUCACCAACGGUGAGGAAGUGGCUGUGAAGCUGGAGUCGCAGAAGGCCAGGCACCCUCAGCUGCUGUACGAGAGCAAACUCUAUAAGAUUCUCCUAGGUGGCGUGGGCGUCCCCCACAUACGGUGGUAUGGCCAGGAGAAAGACUACAACGUGUUAGUCAUGGAUCUUCUAGGACCCAGCCUCGAAGACCUCUUCAAUUUCUGUUCAAGAAGGUUCUCAAUGAAAACGGUGCUUAUGUUGGCUGACCAAAUGAUUAGUAGGAUUGAAUAUGUGCAUUCAAAGAAUUUCAUACACAGGGACAUCAAGCCGGAUAACUUUCUCAUGGGGAUUGGACGUCACUGUAAUAAGUUAUUCCUUAUUGAUUUUGGUUUGGCCAAAAAGUACCGAGACAACAGGACCAGGCAACACAUCCCAUAUCGAGAAGAUAAAAACCUCACCGGCACGGCCCGAUACGCCAGCAUCAACGCACAUCUUGGCAUCGAGCAGAGUCGCCGGGACGACAUGGAGUCCAUGGGAUACGUUUUGAUGUACUUGAACAGAUCCAGUCUGCCAUGGCAAGGACUGAAGGCUGCAACAAAGAAACAAAAAUAUGAGAAGAUUAGUGAAAAGAAGAUGUCCACUCCUGUUGAGGUUUUGUGUAAGGGGUUUCCUGCAGAGUUUGCCAUGUACUUAAACUACUGUCGUGGGCUGCGUUUUGAGGAGGCCCCGGACUAUAUGUACCUGAGACAGCUGUUCCGCAUUCUUUUCAGGACCCUGAACCAUCAAUAUGAUUACAUGUUUGACUGGACAAUGUUAAAGCAGAAAUCGGUACAACAGGCACCUUCCAAUGGGCAGGAUCAGCUGGCCCAAACCUCCGCAGAUGCAGAGCUAUACCUGUGUAAACCCUGAAAGUAUUUGCAGAAGAAAAUUUCAAAUGGCAAAAUGCUGUCAGAUAUAUUGGCUUGAAGCAUCAGGAAAUAUGAAGAUAAACUCAAAAGUGGUGAAUACUAGCACCACACAGCAUCUUCCAAAAAUUAAGCCCAAGGACUAACAGAUGAACCAUCUCAAGUCAGACAGCUGUGUCCUGUUUCUGCAGCAGUGGGAUUCACUGUCAUUGAUGUAGGACACUAACAAUUGCAUCCUUCUGUCUAAUGGCCUAGAAGACACAGGCACAGGGGCUCUUGGCCACACACACCCUACAGAUGUGGCCCAGACACACAAGGCAGCUCAGGAAAACAUCUCCUGUGGCUGAAGACAAAACCAUAAGGACUAAUCAAGAUCCACAGCAAUGCUGGAAAAAGGCAGAAGAUCAGAACUGCAAUUAUAUCUAAAGGAGGCUAUGCAGGCCCAAACCUGUGCACUAAAUAUACACCGUGGGACAACGUGCCAACAUAGGUGAUCUAAACAGGAUAUAGACCAAUAACUAAAACAUUCAGGACACAUAAAAAAUCCACCUGUGAUGCGAAAAAUUCAAGAAAAGAACUAGAGAGAGGAAAGAUGCUCAACCAGUAACAAUACUGGGAUCAAUCACAUUAAAAUUAUCUAGAUGAUAAGGAUCUGAAUGUGCUUCAAAAUUCACUUACUGAUUCUCCUAAGUGGAACAGAAAAAUUAAAAAUCCAAACAUAGAAAUACAAGUUACAGAAAAGA
This is a messenger RNA of Ochotona princeps (American pika), 1750 nucleotides long. Its product is annotated as casein kinase I-like. Gene Ontology annotation, cellular component: nucleus; cytoplasm. Gene Ontology annotation, molecular function: ATP binding; protein serine/threonine kinase activity. The coding region runs from base 10 to 1011 and encodes 333 amino acids. The record is from RefSeq and is a predicted model, not a curated record. The transcript is spliced from 3 exons. Gene Ontology annotation, biological process: negative regulation of canonical Wnt signaling pathway; peptidyl-serine phosphorylation; signal transduction. Lineage: Eukaryota; Metazoa; Chordata; Mammalia; Lagomorpha; Ochotonidae.